CCUUUAACCCUCUCCUGUCCUGCAUCUCCCGUUCGUUCGGGGCCCGUUGUGGAGCGGCGGGUGGGGGGUUCAGGCUCCGGAGAAGCCGCCAUGGGAGCUACGUAGCCUAAACACCCGGGCAGACGGCACCUGAGGAAGAGGAGGCCGUGAUGUAGACGACGUCCACCCUGCCAGCUGGGCACAGCCUGCAUUUUCACUGUCUUUGAGUGAGGCAUUCUCAUUUGCACUAUGGAUCGAUCCCAGAACAAGGUGUGCGGCAAAGAAAAGAGUGUGAACGUAGAAGAACUUUUUUUUGCGGCCUGUGAUUGUGAGGAGGAAAUCAACCGAGGGAAACCCAUUCGAGGAAGAACAAAAUCACGCAGUUUAUCUGCGUCUCCGGGACCGGGAAGCACCAAGGAAUUCAGGAGAACAAGAUCCAUGCAUGGACCAUGCCCAGUAACCACGUUCGGACCAAAGGCCUGUAUGCUGCAGAAUCCAAAAGGGAUCAUGCAUAUCCAGGACCCUGCAAGUCAGCUACUAACAUGGAACAAGCCGCCUAAAAGUGUGCUGGUGAUCAAGAAGGUCAGAGAUGCCAGUCUGCUGCAGCCCUUCAAGGAGCUGUGUGUGUUCCUUAUGGAGGAGAAAAAUAUGAUAGUUUAUGUGGAGAAGAAGGUCCUGGAGGACCCAGCCAUCAUGAAUGAUGACAAUUUUGGACCAGUCAAAAAGAAGUUUUGCACCUUUAGAGAAGAUUUUGAUGACAUAUCCAACCAGAUUGACUUCAUCAUUUGCCUCGGAGGAGAUGGGACCUUGCUGUACGCAUCCUCACUUUUCCAGGACAGUGUCCCUCCCGUCAUGGCUUUCCACUUGGGAUCACUGGGGUUUCUCACCCCCUUUAGCUUUGACAACUUCCAGACUCAAGUCACUCAGGUUAUAGAAGGUAAUGCGGCACUUGUCCUCCGCAGCAGGCUAAAAGUGAAGGUGCACAAGGAGCACAGAGAGAAAAAGACCAUAGUACAGAAUGGAAUGGAAGAGAACGGUCUCAUUGUCAACCAGCAAGAGAAGGAACAUGUCAAGCAAACAAAGUAUCAGGUCCUGAAUGAAGUGGUGGUAGACAGAGGACCUUCUUCUUAUCUAUCCAACCUAGACAUCUUCCUAGAUGGACAUCUCAUCACUACAGUUCAAGGAGAUGGAGUCAUUGUGUCCACCCCAACUGGCAGUACGGCCUAUGCAGCUGCAGCUGGAGCCUCCAUGAUCCAUCCAAAUGUACCAGCCAUUAUGAUCACCCCAAUCUGUCCCCAUUCUCUGUCCUUCCGACCAAUCGUAGUUCCUGCUGGGGUGGAGUUAAAGAUAAUGCUUUCUCCUGAUGCAAGAAACACAGCUUGGGUCUCGUUUGAUGGGAGGAAGAGACAGGAGAUCUGCCAUGGCGACAGUAUCAGCAUCACUACCUCUUGUUACCCAGUCCCUUCCAUCUGUUUCCGAGACCCGGUGAAUGACUGGUUUGACAGCCUGGCCGAGUGUUUACAUUGGAACGUCCGAAAGAAACAGAACCAUUUCACAGGUGACGAGGAAGAGGAGUACUAGUGAUGGCCGGAUCUCAGAGACUCAAACCCUGGGCCGCACCGCUUUCCAAUGACUCUGAUCUUUUUUUUUUUUUCUUCUAUUACCUGCCCCGGUCAUGGACUAUAAUAGACCAAACCAGACAAAAGUGCUUUUUCUUUUUUCUGCUUUUUUUUUUUUCUUUUUUUUUUUUUUAAAGCCACCAGCUACCAAGUACUGGUUAAAAUCAACAACCAGCUUCCUUUAUUUAUCUAAACUAUCAUUCUCUCUUAAGAUUUUAAGAAAGAAGUUUAUAUUUGUGUUUCUUAUUAAUGAAACUUCAAACAAUAAAUGAGAUAACCACUUGUGGCCUGCACCGUAUACACUAUGGAGGCCGGCGGUCAUGUGGUUAUGUAGAGUUGUUUACAUUUUAUAAUUAAUUGUCCCAUACCAGAAAAAAUACUAUAAAAAAUAUAUUUGUUCUUACAUCUUCGGAGCCUAUUUUGUGGAAUCUGUG
Molecule: messenger RNA, 2032 nt
Organism: Hyla sarda
Lineage: Eukaryota; Metazoa; Chordata; Amphibia; Anura; Hylidae
Gene: NADK
Product: NAD kinase
Exons: 12
Coding region: 229-1560 (443 amino acids)
Biological process (GO): NAD+ metabolic process; NADP+ biosynthetic process
Molecular function (GO): NAD+ kinase activity
Source: RefSeq, a predicted model, not a curated record